AUGGUACAGCGGUUGCUGCGGAGCUGGAUGGUGCUGAGUAGCGUGUCUAUGAGCUUGCUGUUCGAUCUGUCUGUUCAGAAUGGCGAAGAACCCUAAUUUUCAGGAAGUUGGUCAUCUGCCUACAGGCUACGUCCACUGUAGAUCUUCAGACAGCUUUACUGGCUACCAAUAUCACCAUCCCUCCAAGAUGAGUAACAGCCAUCCGCUUCGCCCUUACACAGCUGUGGGUGAGAUUGACCACGUUCACAUUCUGUCAGAGCAUAUUGGUGCUCUAAUGAAUGGGGAAGAAUACAGUGAUGUUACCUUUAUUGUAGAAAAGAAACGUUUUCCGGCACACAGAGUGAUCCUGGCUGCUAGGUGCCAUUAUUUCAGAGCAUUAUUGUAUGGCGGAAUGAGAGAAUCUCAGCCUGAAGCAGAAAUUCCUCUUCAGGACACCACUGCAGAAGCGUUUACCAUGCUGCUGAAAUAUAUUUACACUGGUCGUGCUACACUACGAGAUGAGAAAGAGGAGGUUCUCCUAGACUUCCUGAGCCUAGCACAUAAAUACGGGUUCCCAGAACUGGAGGAUUCCACGUCUGAGUAUCUUUGCACAAUACUUAACAUUCAGAAUGUCUGCAUGACGUUUGAUGUUGCCAGUCUUUAUUCUCUUCCCAAAUUAACUUGUAUGUGCUGUAUGUUCAUGGAUAGAAAUGCCCAAGAGGUGCUCUCCAGCGAAGGCUUCCUAUCGCUUUCGAAGGCUGCUCUUUUAAGUAUUGUACUGAGGGACUCAUUUGCAGCUCCUGAGAAGGACAUUUUCCAAGCUUUGAUGAAUUGGUGUAAACAUAACCCCAAGGAAAACCAUGCUGAAAUCAUGCAAGCAGUACGUUUGCCACUAAUGAGUCUAACAGAACUACUCAAUGUUGUAAGACCUUCUGGAUUGUUGUCACCUGAUGCCAUCCUAGAUGCCAUUAAGAUUCGUUCCGAGAGUCGGGACAUGGACCUCAACUACAGGGGCAUGUUAAUACCAGGAGAAAAUAUUGCAACAAUGAAGUAUGGAGCACAGGUUGUAAAAGGGGAGCUGAAGUCUGCUUUAUUAGAUGGGGAUACUCAGAACUAUGACUUGGAUCAUGGCUUCUCCCGACACCCGAUCGAUGAUGACUGCCGUUCUGGAAUUGAAAUUAAACUAGGCCAGCCGUCAAUAAUCAACCACAUACGAAUACUCCUGUGGGACAGAGAUAGUCGGUCUUAUUCCUACUACAUUGAGGUGUCCAUGGAUGAAUUAGACUGGAUUCGGGUUAUUGAUCACUCUAAGUACCUCUGUCGGUCCUGGCAGAACCUGUAUUUUCCUGCCCGUGUCUGCAGGUAUAUUCGAAUUGUUGGGACUCACAACACAGUGAACAAAGUUUUCCAUAUUGUGGCGUUUGAAUGCAUGUUCACCAACAAAACCUUUACUCUGGAGAAAGGUCUGAUAGUUCCCACUGAAAAUGUUGCAACGAUUGCAGACUGUGCCAGUGUGAUUGAGGGUGUAAGUCGCAGUCGCAAUGCCUUGUUGAAUGGAGACACAAAAAACUACGAUUGGGACUCUGGGUACACGUGCCAUCAGCUUGGGAGCGGAGCGAUUGUAGUACAGCUAGCACAGCCCUACAUGAUUGGAUCAAUACGGUUGCUACUUUGGGACUGUGAUGAUCGGAGCUACAGCUACUACAUUGAGGUUUCAACAAAUCAGCAGCAGUGGACUAUGGUGGCCGAUCGCACAAAAAUUUCCUGCAAAUCCUGGCAAACAAUCACUUUCGAUAAGCAGCCCGCAUCUUUUAUCAGAAUAGUCGGAACUCACAACACAGCUAAUGAGGUGUUUCACUGUGUGCAUUUUGAGUGCCCAGCACAAAACAGUACCCACAAGGAUGAGUGUAGUAAGGAAGUGGCAACAACAGAGGUGGGGACUGGUGGACAACAGCUUGUUUCUCGCCCUGUUCGAGCUGCAAGCACUAGUUCCCUGCAUUCCCCUCCUGGAUCCACCUCGCGUUCACAUGCUCACCAACCGUAAAGGAGAUUGAAAGGGAGCUUUUGCAGCCCUGCUGACGUUACAUGAAAUGAUUCAGAACCUUCUUGUGCUGGCACCUUUUCUUUCUUUUUCUCUGUGAACAAUGGGGACCAUGUCUGAAAGCUGGAAAUGCUGAGAUGGAAAAGGCUUUUCCCAAGGACGUGAAGAGACUGCUUCACUCUCCUCAAUUUGUUCAAAUCAGGCUGGUCUCCAAGGGGGGAGAAAAUAGAUCUUCAAUCUUCAUCAAGUACCCCAUUAACACCCUACCUCUCUAAUCUAACCAAGGCAAGGAGAACAGAAGGAAAUAAAAGGCAAAGCUACAGUGGAAAUCUAAAAUGACUCGAGCAGAAUGGAAAGCAUAUGAAAUAAGUAUUUGUUCCCUGAAGGCUUCCAUUAGCAAAGAAAAUGUUUAUGGAACACGUCAGUCCAGAAUAUAUGUUAUUUUUAAAAGUUAUUCUUCAUUCAUAUUCCUUUGUGACUAGUAAUCUGUUUUCUAAAUUGUUUUGACUCUCUAUUUCACUUUGUCUCUUAUUUUGGGCUGCAGCAAAUGCUGUGCAGUAGAUUAAGGAAGUAUCAAACAUGUUUACCUGCUGAGGUGCAAAUUUCCCUCAUUCAUCAGUGGGAUGACAAGAAAAGCCUUCAUGAUAUCAACAAACUAAUUAACGGAUGCGAUAUUAAUCUUGACCUUAGUUGACUUUUCAAAGUACAAAAUUAUCAUUUCUUAAACUCAGAAAGGAAAUUCCUAAAUCAAGCAUCCGUCUUGAAGAAAACCAUGUUUUCCACUCCUGAAUAUGAUUGCUUAAAUUUUACCUGUAUUUCUAAGAAAACUUGCAACAGAUGAUCAGAACUGUUUGCUUUAGAAAAGGAGAACUGCAUCUGGUCGCUGACAAGCAGAAUACAAAAAGAAUUUGCAGACACUUACUUUUUCCCAAGAAAAAAAAAUGUUUUACAAUCUGGAGCUAAAAAUUCAAAGGCGGUGUGUGCAUAAACUUUUCUCACAAUCUUCAUAAAAGAUGAUGGUUUUACACGGUAUUGUAAAAGAUCUGGCUCUUACUUUACAAUCACAGAAUUCCUUAUCCAUCUAUGUCUGUCUGGAUGACGUCGCCUGCUGCUUUGUUUAUUCUAGGUCUUUCCACGCUGAUGAUGACGCAGUCUCUUACCCUCCAGGUCUACGUGACUUUGAGAAGAGCUCCACGUUGGUCUUUCAGUAUGGGAUAAAGUGAUUUCGUAUUAAGACAAAUGCUGAUGUAACUGGCAAAAUUGAUUAGGAGGGUUGUUACUCCUCGCAAAGUAUAUUAUACUGGAAAUGUCAGCUAUCCAGCUUUAUGAACUUGGAAUUUCCUGUGGUGACAAAUAGCCUUGUCAGAAGAAAACAAAUCUAGUGUAGGAUAAAUACGGUUCUCCUUUGCAUAACUAUAGUGAUAAAAUGAGUUAUAUCAACAUAGCAAAUAGUAUGUUAAUUUAUCACACUACUUAAUUUGAAAGAAUUUCCCUGUUGGAUACUGGUAGUGCUAAAACCAGGAAGAAAUAUAACAAGUGGUAGCAAUGAAUCAGUAGAAGCUUUGAAGGAGAAAAGCUUCCUUUUUCUUGUUUCAAAUAAAAUUCAUUAGGCUUUAUCAACAAUAUUACAGUAUUUUUCAUUGCCAAGCUGCAGUUGAGUUCUGACAUUUGCAUACAGCCCCCUCCCUUCCCACCGCUGUCUUCUGACUCGUGAAUGUCUGUCGGUG
This is a messenger RNA of Egretta garzetta (little egret), 3747 nucleotides long. RefSeq names its product BTB domain containing 9 (gene BTBD9). Gene Ontology annotation, biological process: circadian behavior; adult locomotory behavior; modulation of chemical synaptic transmission. The record is from RefSeq and is a predicted model, not a curated record. The transcript has 11 exons. Bases 80 to 2023 code for a protein of 647 amino acids. Gene Ontology annotation, molecular function: protein binding. NCBI's taxonomy places the organism in Eukaryota, Metazoa, Chordata, Aves, Pelecaniformes, Ardeidae.